Messenger RNA from Caretta caretta (loggerhead turtle), 8274 nucleotides. RefSeq lists its product as uncharacterized. Gene Ontology annotation, biological process: regulation of DNA-templated transcription. Gene Ontology annotation, molecular function: RNA polymerase II cis-regulatory region sequence-specific DNA binding; DNA-binding transcription factor activity, RNA polymerase II-specific. The record is from RefSeq and is a predicted model, not a curated record. NCBI's taxonomy places the organism in Eukaryota, Metazoa, Chordata, Testudines, Cheloniidae.
CCCCGCCGGCCCCGGCCCCGGCCCGGCCCGCGGACGUGUCGUGGCGCUUUGCCCCGCCCGGGGGUGGAGGCGGCGAGCGGUGAGCAAGGGGCAGGCAGCCCCAGCUCAGCAGAUGGGGGGAACUUGUCACAGGCAGGAAGAGACCUGGAUUCCGCACUGGCUGGCGAGCUACAGCUGAGAAACGAGCCAUUUGUCAGAGGAACAUCAGGAAGGGAAAUGGCUGCAGAUGGCUGUGUUCAGGCCCUGGUCACAUUUGAUGAUGUUGCUGUCUAUUUCUGUAAGGAGGAAUGGGAGGAGCUAGCGGAAUGGCAGAAGGAGCUCUACAGGGACGUUAUGAGGGACAACUAUGAGACUUUGAUCUUCCUGGUGCCAGGUCAUGCAGCUACAAAACCUGCCCUUAUCUGGCUGAUAGAACAAGGGGAAGAGCCAUGUGCCCAGACUUGCCAGGACUCAGGGGAAGGAGGCAGUUCUAGUUACAUUUCCUCAGCCAAUGAGCUUGUCUCAAGAAAUAAUGACAAGGAGUCUCCAGAGAGGUUGGGCAAGCACAGGACCUCGCCACGAGCCAGAGCAAGUGCUUUCCCAGACUGCGGCGGGGGUGUGGGCAAGGGUCAGCCUGGCUCAGAAGGACAGCAGGGGAAGCCAGCAGGAACCCGAAGCUGUGGAGCGAAUCGGUGUGGCAGAGGGUUCAGUGAAGUGGAAGAUGCCGCUGCCUCCGCGAGAACCCCCCCCGAGCAGAGGCUGCACUGCUGUAUGGAAUACAGUGAACGCUCUCCUCACCCGUCGCAUGUAACCUCUCACUUCAGAGCCCAUGCUGGGGAGAAACCCCAUAAGUGCCCCACCUGCGAGAAGGAAUUUGGCCGGCGUGCACACCUUAUUCAGCAUCAGCAAGUGCACACGGGUGAGAGACCCUACAGCUGCCCCGAGUGCGGGAAGAGCUUCAGUCGGAGCUCAAAGCUUAUGGAACACCAGAGACUCCACACGGGGGAGAGACCCUACAAAUGCUCUGAGUGCCAGAAAAGCUUCAGCCAGAGCUCCAGACUGAUCAAACACCAGAGAAUUCACACGGGGGAGAGGCCCUUCAAGUGCACCAGGUGUGAGAAGAGCUUUGCAGAGAGCACGAGCAUGCUGCAGCAUUACAGAGUCCACACCGGAGAGAGGCCCUAUACAUGCAGCUACUGCCAGCAGAGCUUCAGCCGAGGCUCGCGGCUGGCGGAGCACCAGAGGGUCCACACUGGGAAAAAGCCCCAUCAGUGCGGCGAGUGCGGGAAGAGCUUUGGGAACCGCUCAACCCUCACCACCCACUACAGGACCCACACGAGCGAGAGGCCUUUCACGUGCAGCGAGUGUGAGAAGAGCUUCAAGCAGGGCUCGGCGCUGAUCGCGCAUCGGAGGAGCCACACCGGAGAGAGGCCCUUUACAUGCACAGAGUGUGGGAAAAGCUUUGCUCUGAGCUCACACCUGAUCAAGCACCAGAGAAUCCACACAGGGGAGCGCCCCUUCCAGUGCCCAGAGUGUGAGAGGAGCUUCGUGCGGAACUCACACCUCACCGAGCAUCGUCGGAUCCACACAGGGGAGAGACCCUACCAGUGUCCUGAAUGCAAGAGGAGCUUCCGCCGCAGCUCCCGGCUCAUUGAGCACCAGAGGAUCCACACAGGAGAGAGACCCUACAAAUGUCCCCAGUGCGAGAAGAGCUUCAGCCGCAGCUCGGCCCUCAGCGAGCACCGCCUCCGAGUCCAUACGGAGGAGGGCGCUGUGGAGGAGGACAGCCCCUCUGAUCAGCCAAACGCCCCCAGGAGCGACCCUGGAAGGGAAAGACGCUACCAGUGCGGCAAAUGCGAGAGAAGCUUCUUUCGGAGAUCCCAUUUUGUUGAACACCGCAGAGUCCACACAGGAGAGAGGCCCUUUAAGUGUCCCGACUGCAAGAGAGGCUUCCGCUCCAGCACAACCCUUACUAAACACUCCAGAACCCAUACAGGGGAAAAGCCUUACAAGUGUUCUGCAUGUGAGAAAUGCUUUGUCCACUGCUCCAAGCUGAUGGCGCAUCAGAGGAGCCACACCGCAGAGAAACCCUUUAAAUGCAAUGAGUGCGAGAAAAGCUUCACUCAGAAGUCGGGUCUCAUAGAUCAUCAAAGAAUCCACACGGGAGAAAAACCUUAUCGAUGUCCCACCUGUGAGAAAAGCUUCAGCAGGAGCUCGACGCUCAUUCAGCAUCAGAAAAUCCACAUGACAGACAAACCCUAUAAGUGUCCUGAGUGUGAGAGAGGCUUUAGACGACACGCGCAUCUGAGAAAACAUCAGAAAACCCACGCACCAUAGGACCUGGCUGCAUUUAACAAAAAGAGCUAGCCGUUGAAGGCAGAUGUGUUUCCGUGACCUCGGAAAGGCAGCGUUCGGGAAGUGCCAUUGGCAGUAUUUCUAGAGGGUGGAAGACUUGUUUCAUGAAGAAAAAAGAAUAAUCGUAUUUUGGGACAAUUGGGAACGAACAAGGAAAUUCCAUGCAGAAAACUAGUGCUGUGGAACGUUGAGGUUGAGAAAACAAGCUGUCCAAAGCCAGGCAAUGCAGAGUUAAGUGCGGUCCUCUUGUGCUUAUCCCUUUACAAACAGGAUUUCUCUUGAUUAUAAAAAGAUUUGCCAAUGAAUGUAAUUGAUGACAAACAAGAAUUUCUUAUGCAGCCCUACAGACAAUAUAUUACAGUAUAGCAUAGCUGAGUCAAGAGGGUUGGCUAGAUUUUUUUAAGUCUCAGUGAGGUCUGCAAGACAAGUGAAGGUCAAUGUUCAAUGACUACACAGUAGCAAAUAUUAUAAACUGACUGGCACAGAGUGUGAAGUGAUCAGGUGUUUGAGGUUCUCAGUGGCAGGGGCAUGAGAAUGAAGCCCUUACUCCCACUGUGGUGAAAUUCACUUCUCCGCAAAAGGCCAGCAUCAUGUACUCCCUAUAAGGGCUUAAGUGGUACAUAAGCCAGGCACAGGCCUUCUGCAUGAAAUGAAUUUCCCCAUCUGAAGACCCCUGACUCAUGUGAGUAGUACGCCAAUGUGAAUAUUUGCACGAUUGGUUCCCGUAACAGGGUGGCAGUUCUCUUCUAUUGGAACCCCUGCAAAAAACUGUCUGAGUGGGUCCAGCUGACUCAUUGUGCUGCCGCAUGUCCUGUUAAUUUCCACCAAUGCUCUAGAGGCCUUCUGGGCACAGGGAAUGAGAGUCUGGGAUGCAGAAGGUCCUGCCGGGAUUACGCAGCCUGGAGGAAAAAGCUCACACUGAGGUUAUGUUUUAUUGUUGCAGCUACUUGUUAAAAAAAUAUUGCCAAAUGUUUUUGGAUGGGAGAUAACUUAAUUUGGAAACAGACUUUCAGGGGAAAUUUUAUUUUUUUUCUAAGUUUCUUUCUACACCUGAACCAUCUCUCUGCAGCCAUCAGGACUAGAAACUUUUUUUUAAAGGUGAUAACUGAGAACCUCAGUUUAUAACCUGAUUCCAGCCAUUGGGCUUUAGGAAAGGGACCAAAUAUUACAAGGCUUACCAUCUGGCAAGACUGCUAGUCUCAGCUAUGGGUAUUCAAAACAUUUCCAUCAAGAGUGGAAUAGUGUUUGCUUUCCUUGAGCAUUUUUUUUAAACUGGAAAACUUUCAGUUUUUGGAAGCUUUCAGCCAAAAAAUAAGCAGUUUUUGACAAAGUCUAAGUUUUCUGGGGCAAAGUUACAUAAAAGUGAAAAAAAAUGAUCAAUUUUUCAUGGCAAAAAUCCCGUGAAAGAGCAGCCCGCUGCCUGGUGCGCGCCCUGGAGCCUGAGCCCACAUAGCAAGUUUCUUCUUCUCCCUGCCCCUGUCAGCAGCCUUUCUGGACACCUAGUGGUUCACCGCUUCCAACAAGUUAAUCCUCCAGCGAGUUCACCCUUUCAGGUACCAAAUUCCGAGUCGAAACCACAGUCUCAGUAUCUGUGGGCCCCCUGCUUGGGCCCUCAGGCCUUCCCCUGGGAUUCUGAAAACAAUGACAAAUCUAACAGUGUUACCCAGCGUCUCCAGCCCCAGCACACUCACCACCUUAGUCCAUUCCAGUCACUCAUCCUCACUGCACCCUCUUUUGUGGCCACCACACCAAGAGUCUUCAUCUCCUGCAGCCUCUGUUUACUUCUGGCCUAGGUUUUCUACCUCCUGCAACCACCUCGGUCACUUGGGCCUCUUUCCAAGGACUCAUGCCUCUCGGCCGUUAGGGCCCACUGCUAGCAGCCUGGUCAGUGCCCUUCCUGGGUCCUAGUUCCUUCUGUCAGACCCAGGACUUCCUCCUGGCUUCCCCCUUCCAGCUGUUGGGCUUCCUUCUUGAUAAUUUUGCCCUUCCCCAGGUGCAGGAACAGCAGGGCUAAUUAAGGCCUUGUCUGCAUCUUUAACCCAUUCCUGAAUCCUACUUCCCUUACAUGGACUCCCUGGGAGCUGUGUGUGUGUGUGUGGGGGGGAUUGACCCCACUCCCCCAUUCCGGGCAGCACUAGUCCAAGAUAGUACAGGAGGGUGACCCAGAUGCUCACGUAGUCACUUUGACGUGGAUAGCUGCUGCAGCUCAGUGAGAGAAGGCAUCCUAGAAUAUCAUAGAAACACAGGACUGGAGAGGACCUCAAGAGGUCAUCUAGUCCAGUCCUCUGCACUCAUGGCAGGGUUAAGUAUUAUCUAGACCAUCCCUGACAGGAGUUUGUCUAACUUGCUCUUAAAAAUCUCCAAUGAUGGAGAUUCCACAACCUCCUUAGGCAAUUUAUUCCAGUCCUUAACCACCCUGACAGUUAGGAAGUUUUUCCUAAUGUCCAGCCUAAACCUCCCUUGCUGCAAUUUAAGCCUAUUGCUUCUUGUCCUGUUUUCAGAGGUUAAAGAAAACUAUUUUUCUCCAUCCUCCUUGUAACAACCUUCUAUGUACUUGAAAACUGUUAUGUCCCCACUGAGUCUUCUCUUCUCGAGACUGAAAAAAUUGGGUUUUUUUAAAUCUUCCCUCAUAGGUCAUGUUUUCUAGACCUUUAAUAAUUUUUGUUGUUCUUCUCUGGACUUACUCCAAUUUGACCACAUCUUUCCUGAAAUGUGGAGCCCAGACCUGGACACAAUACUCCAGCUGAGGCCUAAUCAGCGCAGAGUAGAGCGGAAGAAUUACUUCUCGUGUCUUGCUUACAACACUCCUGCUAAUACAUCCUAGAAUGAUGUUUGCUUUUUUUUUCAACAGUGUUACACUGUUGACUCAUAUUUAGCUUGUGAUCCACUAUGACCCCCAGAUCCCUUUCCCCAGUACUGCUUCGUAGGCAGUCAUUUCCCAUUUUGUAUGUGUGCAACUGAUUGUUCCUUCCUAAGUGGAGUACUUCGCAUUUGUCCUUACUGAAUUUCCUAUUUACUUCAGACCAUUUCUCCAGUUUGGCCAACUCAUUUUGAAUUUUAAUCCUAUCCUCCAAAGCACUUGCAACCCCUCCCAGUUUGAUAUUGUCUGUAAACUUUAUAAGUGUACUCUCCAUGCUAUUAUCUAAAUCGUUGAUGAAGAUAUUGAACAGAACCGGACCCAGAACUGAUCCCUGUGGUACCCCAUUUAAUAUGCCGUUCCAGCUUGACUAUGAACCACUGAUAACUUGUCUCUGGGAGCGGUCUUCCACCUAGGUUGUAUUUCCCUAGUUUGUUUAUGAGAAGGUCAUGCGAGACAGCAUCAAAAGCCUUGCUAAAGUCAGGAUAUAUCCAUCUGGCCUCUUUGGUGAUGGGAUGCACAGGCUGCUUACCAGGCUUUGGAUGAGCAUGAAGUCAUAGAGCCUUUGGGAAUUGGGACUAGGUUCAAAAUAUCUUAAUCCCCACCCAUCCGUUCCCCAUCACGUGACCUUUCAUUCCCGCUCGCUGGGUUUAUGUCAGUCACAUGGCUCAGGUUGGUGGAUUGUCUUUAUCCAGGGCUGCUUUGCAUAACACAAAAGGAAUCCUGAGGCUGAUUGGCCAAUUUGAUAGCAACAUAAGAGUAAACAUUUAGAAAUUAGGUCUGUCGAUUAAUUGCAGUUAUUAACUCAUGCAAGUAACUCAAAAAAAUAAAUCGCGACUCAUCGCACUGUUAAACAAUAGAAUACCAGUUGAAAUUUAUUAAAGUUUUUGGGUGUUCUUCUACAUUUUCAAAUAUAUUGAUUUCAAUUACAACACAGAAUACAAAGCAUACACAGCUCACUUUAUAGUAUUUUUGAUUACAAAUAUCUGCACUGUAAAAGUGACAAACAAAAGAAAUAGUAUUUUUCAAUUCACCUCAUACAAGCACCAUGGUGCAAUCUCUUUAUCGUGAAAGUGCAACUUACAAAUGUAGGGUUUUUUGUUACAUAUUUAAUUAACGCAUUAUUUUUUUAACAAGUGUCUUCAGCAUGGAAGCUUGUCCUCUGGAAGGAUGGCCGAAGCUCUGAAAGUUUAGGGCAUCUGGCAUGUAAAUAUCUUGCGAUGGCAGCUACAACAGUGCCAUGCGAACUCCUGUUCUCACUUUCAGGUGACAUUGUAAUUAAGAAGCGGGCAGCAUUAUCUCCAGUAAAUAUAAACAAGUUUGUUUCUCUUAGGUUUCAGAGUAGCAGCCGUGUUAGUCUGUAUCCACAAAAAGAAAAGGAGGACUUGUGGCACCUUAGAGACAAACAUUUGUUAGUCUCUAAGGUGCCACAAGUACUCCUUUUCUUUCUGUUUCUCUUAGCAAUUGGAUGAACAAGAAGUAGGACUGAGUGACUUUCAGACUCUAAAGUUUUACUUUGUUUUGUUUUUGAAGGCAGGGGUUUUUUUGUACAUAAUUCUACAUUUGUAUGUUCAACUUUCAUGAUAAAGAGAUUGCACUUGUAUUCGUUGAAUUGAAAAAUACUAUUUCUUUUUUUUUACAGUGCAAAUAUUUGUAAUCAAAAAUAAAUAUAAAGUGAACACUGUACACUUUGUAUUCUGUGUUGUAAUUAAAUAUAUUUGAAAAUGUAGAAAACAUCCAAAACUAUUUAAAUAAAUGGUAUUCUAUUAUUGUGUAACAGUGUGAUUAAUCACAAUUCAUUUUUUUAAUUAUGUGAUUAAUCACGAUUAAUUUUGUUAAUUGUUUGACAGCUCUAUUCAAAAUUCAGUGUCCUAAAGGAAGGUGGGUUGCAUUCAGGCAGCUGCCAUCUCUCUGCAACACAAGGAGUUAUAGACCAGGUUUUUAAAGGUAUUGAGAUGCCUAACUGCCAUUGAAAUUGAUGGGAACUAGGUACAUAAGCACCUUUAAAAGUCUGGGCCCAUGUGCCUGCUGUUAGCUGCCAGUCCAGUUCACAAGCACUGACUGCUUUUCCCCUAGGUACUCUUAGCACUGGGAUCCUUAGAUCUUGCCUGCACAAGAAAGGUGCUGCAGUUUAACUUAACCUGAUUUUGUUAAAUCAGGUACAGCUACAAAUGCCUCUUAGGCCAAGGUAAAAGUGGCUCAUUUGGGUUUAACUGUAACCUGUUCCCCGUUGACUUAAGCUAAACCAAAAUAAGCUGCUGUUACUGAGUGUGUCCGGGGAGGGUUUUGCAUUGAUUUAACUAAAUAGGCAUAAAAUCACAUCUACAGGCCUUGUUUCCACCCAGACAUAGUGCUGUGUCAGCCAUAGCAGUAUAGUUAAGGCGGUACACCUGCCCCUCACGUGGAUGCAGUUAAACCAGUGUAAAGGUCCUUACAAUGGUAUAGCUUAUUCUAUACAGGAAGGGGAAUAAAUUAUACUCUACUAAGGCACUUUAUACAGUAUAACGCUCCACACUAGGUGUUCUACUGUAGAACUAGAUUGGUAAGAAAUCACCUCCCUCUCUCCACCUGGCAUAGUUACAGCCGUACAAACACUGCGCCUACAGACAGGUUUCAGAGUAGCAGCCGUGUUAGUCUGUAUCCGCAAAAAGAAAACGAGGACUUGUGGCACCUCAGAGACUAACCAAUUUAUUUGAGCAUAAGCUUUCGUGAUGAAGUGAGCUGUAGCUCACGAGAGCUUAUGCUCAAAUAAAUUUGUUAGUCUCUGAGGUGCCACAAGUCCUCCUUUUCUCACUGUGCAUACAGCAGGUCUUAAGUUAAGCUUCACUGCACCUUACUUCUGUUGAUGAGCGCUUAGUUUGGUGGCAGGACUGCAGGGGUUGUGAACUUGUUUUGCAGGGAGAGUCGUUCCCAUUUCAAACAUGACUUUAUAGAUGUGGGUCUCACAGCUUUAGUAUAUAGAGAGUGGAAAUAGCAACUGAAAUGUAUUUAUAAUCCUUUCCUCUCACUUGUAUCCAGCCCCCUUGCAUGUAAGUGUGAUGGUUGUUUUGUUAUAAUGCUGUUUAUUAAAGCAUAAAAUGCAA